Molecule: messenger RNA, 771 nt
Organism: Kwoniella shivajii
Lineage: Eukaryota; Fungi; Basidiomycota; Tremellomycetes; Tremellales; Cryptococcaceae
Exons: 2
Coding region: 1-771 (256 amino acids)
Source: RefSeq, a predicted model, not a curated record
AUGUUAUUUUCUACUCCAUUGGCUCUACUCUCUGCUCUCACUGUUACUCAAGCUGCUCCUUUGCUCGGUAGUCUGUUCCAUCCCAAUUCUACUACAUCUCACAGUGUAUCGCCAAGUGCUACUUAUUCCGCCCAUUUCCCUGCUUACACAGGUAGUUUCAACCUCACUGAAGUUCUGGAAGAACAUCAUGUGGACAUUUCAGAUUUGAAAAGCUUGAAUGUCACUCAACUUUUGGCUGAAUUGGGUAUCACCCUUCCUUCUGGUAUCAACCUUGAUUCGAUCAUUAGCGAUCUCGAAAAGCAUUCGACCAAUUUCACUGGAGGAAGCUUCUUCCAUACUAACGGAAGCCACACAUCCUCUUUCGUAAAGUCGAGCUCAAGUGCUAAACCAACACACACUGGUGGAUUCCUUGGUGGAUUAUUCGGUCAUCACGGUCACAAUCACACUUCUAGCGCUGUAUCUAGUACUAGUGCUUCUCCGUCUUCCACUUUCACCUCGUCUUCCGAGUCUUCCCUCACUCCCACUCCGAGCAUUAGCGUCUCCUUCGCGAUUCCUAGUGCCAGUGCCAGUGCUAGUAUCAGCAGUGCCUCGUCAAGCGAUAUCUUCUCGAUCGAAACCUCAUCAUUCCCUUCUGCAUCUGCUGCUCCCUCAGCCCGUGAAUCCAGUAGCGAAGUCAUCACUUCUGCAAUCUCAACUGUAACCGAUGACGAUGUUGGUCUUGCAGCUCCAACACUUAUUUCUAUCUCAUUAGGAAUCGACAAUGACAACUAA